Molecule: messenger RNA, 4098 nt
Organism: Zalophus californianus (California sea lion)
Lineage: Eukaryota; Metazoa; Chordata; Mammalia; Carnivora; Otariidae
Product: zinc finger protein OZF-like
Exons: 4
Coding region: 154-1572 (472 amino acids)
Biological process (GO): regulation of DNA-templated transcription
Source: RefSeq, a predicted model, not a curated record
GGGGCGGCCUCGCUCUCCCCGCGGGCCUGUGGUGACCCCGGCGCGCGUUCCGCGGGUCGGGGCAGCGUUCGGGGCCAACGCGGCCUGGGGCGGUCCGUUGUAAUCGGAAAUGCGGAGGUCUUGGGGGCGGCCGAGGGGCGGAGGACUCCGGGGAUGGGUGACGGGGCCUCCCGGGAGGGGCCGCUGGACGCGGCGCGCGGCGGGUCUUGCUGUGUGGAGCGUGGCCGCCGGAGCCGGCCCGUGCGGAGGGCUGCUGAGGGGCCUGCGGGGGUCGGUGACUGGGGCCAGGGAUCAUUGUCGUUUGAGGAUGUGGCUGUGGACUUCACGCGGGAGGAGUGGCAGCUGCUGGACUCUGCUCAGAAGACUCUGUACAGAAAUGUGACGUUGGAGAACUUGAGCAGCCUUGUGUCACUAGGGUUUCAACUUAUCAGACCAGAUGUGAUCUUCAGACUGGAGCAGGAGAAGCCACGGGUAAUCAGUGAAGACAUCCCCAGUCAGAGCUUUUCAGAAUACUGGAAAGUUGAUGAUUACAAAGCAUGGCACCAAGAAAUUCAAGACAGGAUUAAAAAAUUGGAACAAGUCCAUGAAACGAAUGUAAGUGGAAAAAUAUUUCAGUCUGGCAUGAACCUUGCACCUUUAAAGCAAAAGCCCAAUAAGCGUGUCUCAAAUGGAAAACAUUUGAAAUACUCGUUAGAUUUAUUUACUCAGACUGGAAACUGUGGAAGAAAGCAAGCUGGUAAGGGCAAUGGAUAUGAGAAAUCCUUUCUCCAUACUGAACAUGAAAAAACUCAUGUUGGAUUAAAAUACUAUGAAUGUAGUGAAUGUGGAAAAGUCAUCAGCAAGAAGUCACGACUCAUUGUCCAUCAGAGAACACACACAGGAGAGAAACCAUUCAAAUGCAGUGGAUGUGGCAAAGCCUUUUCCCAGAAGUCACACCUUGUUACACAUCAGACAGUUCACACGGGAGAAAAACUUUAUGGAUGUGAGUGUGGGAAGGCCUUCUCUAGAAAGUCACACCUUAUCACACAUCAGAGAACUCACACGGGAGAGAAACCGUAUGAAUGCAGCGACUGUGGGAAAGUGUUCUCUCAGACAUCACAGCUCAUCAUUCAUCAGCGAAGUCACACGGGAGAGAAACCCUAUGCCUGUGGUGAAUGUGGGAAAGCCUUCAGUGGGAAAUCACAACUUAUUACUCAUAAGAGAACCCAUAUAGAUGAAAAGCCCAACAAAUGCAGUGAAUGUGGCAAAGCCUUCAGAGAGAAGUCAAGUCUCAAUAAACAUCAGAGAAUUCAUUCAGGAGAGAAACCCUAUGGAUGCAGUGAGUGUGGGAAAGCCUUCAGUGGGAAGUCACUGCUCAUUAGACAUCAGAAAACUCAUUCAGGAGAAAAGCCCUAUGGAUGCAAUGAGUGUACAAAAGCAUUUAUUUGGAAGUCACAGCUCAUCAUACACCAGCGGACUCACACAGGAGAGAAGCCCUAUGGGUGUGGUGAAUGCGGGAAGGCCUUCUCCCAGAAGUCACACCUCAUCAUACAUCAGAGAACUCAUAGAACAGAAACCCUAGAAACAGAGUGAAUGUGAGAAACUUUGAAGAAAAUAAUCGCCCUUCUCUCUACAUCCUAAAACGCAUUUAUAGAAAUUCCCUGAAGGCCAUGAGUAUAGGAAAGUCAUUGGCAGGAAGUUCUACUUCCUUAAACAUCAGAAUGCCAAAUGGGAGAGUGGGCCUCUGUGUGCAGUGAACGUGGCAAAGACUGUAGAAAAAAGCACUCAGCAAAUAGUCUAGUCUCGUAAAUAAAAUUAUUCAUAUUGAGGACAAAAAUAAUGAUUUAAAAGAAUAUAGAAAAACUUUGUCCAUAGAAACGUUAAAAAAAUCAAUUUCCAACUCUGGUAUUGCAUCUUUUAAAGAAAAGGUUAUUCAAUUUUAAAUAAUAAGCAUAUGAAACCUUAAAGAUAUGUAUCUGUACAUAUAAAUAUAUAUAUAUAUAUAUAUAUGUUCAUAAUGAUGACAGCCAAGUAAAAAGCCUGUUGCUUCAGAGGAACAUAGGGCUUAUAUUCCUGAGUAUGCCUACAUGUUAUAAAUUUAUAUAUUUUCAUAGCACAUGUGAAGUUAAUCUGUGAACAUGGUGUAUGUCAUGUUUAUGACGCAGCAUCUGUCAAGAGUGCUACACAGUGGAUACGUUUGUUUGUACCAUAAUGGUAGAAGAUAAGCUGCACCAAAUGAUGUAUUUAUUAUUUAACAAACAGUUUAAGAUAUAUUGCCAGAUAUUUUUGGCACACGUAAAUGAGUUUGAGAGCUCUUAUCUGCUCUGCCUUCAGUAGUAGAAGCUGGACUUUUUCAGUAAAGUUGUCUGCCUCCUCUGCGUCACCAGUUUAUAUACAGAACUGUUGUUCAUAUUAGACAUGCAAAGGCAAGAAUACACGUUAACAUAUAACUGAGUAAGCAACAGAAAAGCCCUGAAUUGCAUCACUCAUCAUCUAAAUAUAUGAGAAAUGGGGUUUGAGAAAAUAAAAGACCCACAAAGCAUAUCCUCCUGUUAUUUUCUCAGUGGGAUUUCUGUACAGAUUAGUUGUACAUGCGUUGAAUAUAAUAGAGCCAAGAAACUGUAUUUUAGGUUAAUAUGUUAAGACAUCAUGUAAUACUGUUCUCUGUAUCAAUCUUUUAAUGUUUUCCUAAAGUACUUUGCAAAUAAUUAGAAGAAACUCUAUUUAAAAAAAAACAUGUAGUUCUGUAAGGUUACAUGCAGAGACUCUUUGCUAGGAGAAUUAGGAUUUUUGAUAAUUUGAUUCAGACAUCUCGUACAGAUGAGGCUUUAGAAAUCAAGUUACCUUAUUGUUUGUAAAAGAAAUCUUUAAUGUACAAGAGACCUUGCAAUGCACAAGGUAUUAUCUUGCUUUUAAAUAUGCCAACUUUAAGUUUAAUUUUUAAAUAACGUGUCUUGAAAAUGCCAAAACCCUUUCUUGAAUGUUGGUGAAAUUCAGAGGUUUGCAUCACACCCAAAUGUGUGAUUUUCUUUUGUUGCCAACACAAGAAACUUGUCUUUGUUGAAACCAUCUAUUAUGCAUGUUACCUGUACCUCCGUUUAGAAUUUUUUAGUACUUCCUCUCCUUGAUAAUGCCUGACAAUGUCAGAUUUCUUUCCUGAAUGGUUAUAACAUUCAGACUUACAGAAAAAUGACUGUUUUCAUCAGAGAAAGGGAGAUUUGUGGACAGUAGUCUUUAUGUUGCAUAUCCAAUGGCAAAUGUUAUUUGUAUACGGGGUUGUAUCAAAAUUAAAGUUAGGACCUAGGUUAGCAAAGUAUUGCUUUGGGGGGAUGACCUUGACCCCCAAUUUCUUAUGCAUCCUGUACGGGGAGGUCUUCAUUAUUCCGAAGUGUCCUGUGAGAGCUUGUCUGACUUACCAAUCAGGGUCCAAGCUUGAGCACAACAGCUACUCUAAGUGAAGCUGAGCGAAUUGCAGUUGAUUAAAGAGGUAGUAGGAGAGCUGAGAAGCCAGAGGGGGUAGAGCUGUAGGUAUUCAUAUGCAGUUUCUACUCCCCAUUCUUGCAACCUUGACUGCCUCUGGGUCCGAGGGCUUAAUCCUCAAGGGAAGAAGGCUCCUAUCAAACGUUACAACAGUUCCUUGAUGCUGUUUUGAGCAUCUUGUGCCGGUGAAUCAACCAUCAGAGAAGGAGGUUACUCUUACUACUGGGGUUUUAAAUCCACAGAACUAAGGAGUUGCUGGCACACAUUUGGGGCCAGGUGGACUCUGUAUGGAGCCUCUUAGUAUUUCCAUUAUGGUUGUGAGUUCCGGUGGGAGACUAAAGCACCCUAAUAAGGAUAGGACUACUAGAAAUUCAGUCUUCAGUAAUGAAGAUUGGGUUUCCCCACAAGUAAAGAACCUUGACCCACCAAUACCUUGCUAAUGGCAGGCAUAAUAUGAAACACGUGGUUAUUUAAAAAAAAGUUUUAUGGUGAGUGCAGAGGUGAAUAUACCUGCUAUGUAUAUUUUUGUUGUGUUUCAACAAAUUUUCCUUCCCUAUUUUUUUUAAAGAUUUUAUUUAUUUAUUUGACAGAGAGACAGAGAGGGAACACAAGCAGGGGGAGUGGGAGAGGGAGAAGCAG